Molecule: messenger RNA, 1516 nt
Organism: Drosophila melanogaster (fruit fly)
Lineage: Eukaryota; Metazoa; Arthropoda; Insecta; Diptera; Drosophilidae
Exons: 2
Coding region: 107-1372 (421 amino acids)
Biological process (GO): regulation of gene expression
Cellular component (GO): nucleus
Source: RefSeq, marked reviewed
UGGUCACUCUCGUUUUAACAGCUGACCGUAUCAGAAAAGACCCAUUUUUUAAUUUUUGGUUUGUUUUCCCAUCGAUUUCUGGAAUUCGACGUGCAUCAUAUGUAAAAUGAGCAAGCAACGCAACAAGGAGCAUGAACUGGAACAGCAACGCACCGGUCACGAGGGGGACACUAAAAUGAGCGACCGCAACUUAUCCAAAACGAAGAAGAUUAAGCAAAGGGCGACCGCCGAUUCCUCUAGUUCAUCAGAUUCCUCCAAUGAAAGCAAAAAAUCUAAUCACAGCUCCCUGUCGCCUAACAGAAAGCAGCGGACAGCCGGUAAGCGACAAAGAGACUCCUCUCAAUCGCAGGAGAAACGCCACAAGCAGUUAACACAUCCGUCGGAGGACGUACAUGAACAGCGCUCUAAGUGGGACAGUCCGGAACGCAGCAACUCCCAUCGCAACAGUACAAGGCAGCGCCGGAACACUCGGAGUCGCUCAAGGGAGCGUAGCGAGAGAGAACGGGAUAGGGAUUGUGAGCGAAACAAAGAGCGGGACUAUAACAUGCAAUCCAGCAAGGAGCGCUGGCAGCGUUCGCCUGCUCUGCGGCAUCGUUCAAGGAGCAGCGAACGCAAAAAUAGGGAGCGUGAUCGCCAGCGGAGGCCUACUGAAAGGCGCCCGGUUCGCCGUAGUCAAAGUCCACGAGAUCGGUGCCACGGCGGGCGGGAUCUUGACCAGAGACGCCAACGAAAUCAGCGUCACAACAACAGCAACAAGAAUGAGGAUGAUCACUACGUCUGGGGAAAGGAAGUCGACGAAAAAGUGCCAGCCGAGAACGACGUGCCGGUGGACAAGGAAAAGCCCAACUUCGGACUAAGUGGCGCGUUAACAGAGGACACUAAUAAGUUAAACGGUGUGGUGGUUAAAUACUCUGAGCCCCCGGAGGCACGCAAGCCCAAACGGCGCUGGAGAUUGUACCCGUUCAAGGGCGAAACAGCAUUGCCCACGCUCCAUAUUCAUCGGCAGAGUUGCUUUCUGGUUGGACGCGAUCGAAAAGUGGUCGAUCUGGCAGUGGAUCAUCCUAGUUGCUCCAAACAACACGCAGCCCUGCAAUAUCGACUGGUGCCCUUCGAGCGGGAAGAUGGUAGUCACGGAAAACGCGUGCGAUUGUACCUUAUCGAUCUGGAUUCGGCAAACGGAACGUUUCUCAACAACAAGAAGAUCGAUGCCAGGAAGUACUACGAGCUUAUAGAGAAGGACGUCAUCAAGUUCGGAUUUAGUUCGCGCGAGUAUGUUCUGCUCCACGAAAACAGUAAAGAGGACCAGGAGGACGAUGAUGUGCAUAUCAAGGAUGAGCCGCACGAUGCACCAACGGAAGUGGCAAAUCCCUAGAUGACAUUUGUGUCAUUAUGGUUUAAUAUGUUUACUCCAAAACCAUUUGAAUGUAUCGCGUUUUGUACCCCCAAACCUUCGCCGAAAGAUAUGUAAAAAAUCUGCUACGGAACACGGCCAACACAAAAAUAAAUUCUCACACAC